This is a messenger RNA of Ceratosolen solmsi marchali, 1821 nucleotides long. RefSeq names its product CCR4-NOT transcription complex subunit Pop2 (gene Pop2). Gene Ontology annotation, cellular component: CCR4-NOT complex. Gene Ontology annotation, molecular function: nucleic acid binding; poly(A)-specific ribonuclease activity. NCBI's taxonomy places the organism in Eukaryota, Metazoa, Arthropoda, Insecta, Hymenoptera, Agaonidae. The record is from RefSeq and is a predicted model, not a curated record. The transcript is spliced from 7 exons. Bases 186 to 1091 code for a protein of 301 amino acids.
CUGGCUUUACUUAUUCACUAUAACCUCUCCAUUUCUGUCAGAUAUAAGCAAGAAACAGUGUCGUUCUUUCUAAGCUUUGCAUCCAUUAAUGAUUUUAUGAUGUGAGGGGUUGUGAGACAGUGACGAAGGGAUAACACUAGGAUUGGAUUACCUCUCGUCAAACUGUAAUAAACAAAAAUACUCCUAUGCCCUCUGCCACAGGUGGAGCCAACCCUUUAGGGCAACAAAAGGGUGGGGGUAAUAUGCCCAGUAAUGAAGAAUGUGGGAUCCGAGAUGUAUGGAACCACAAUCUUGAAGAAGAGUUUCGUACGAUUCGUCAGAUUGUUCAACAGUACCAAUACAUUGCAAUGGAUACAGAAUUCCCUGGCGUUGUCGCAAGGCCAAUUGGUGAAUUUAGAACGAGUGCAGAUUACCAAUAUCAAUUGUUACGCUGCAAUGUAGACCUUUUAAGGAUUAUACAGCUUGGUCUCACCUUUCUUGAUGAAUCGGGAAAUACACCAGCAGGCUAUACAACAUGGCAAUUUAAUUUUAAGUUUAAUUUACAAGAAGACAUGUAUGCUCAAGACAGCAUAGAUAUGUUACAAAAUAGUGGCAUUCAAUUUAAAAAACACGAAGAAGAAGGUAUUGAUCCAUUAGAUUUUGCUGAGUUACUAAUGACUUCAGGAAUUGUGUUAGUUGACGAUAUCAAAUGGUUGUCCUUUCAUUCUGGUUAUGAUUUUGGCUACCUUCUUAAACUUUUAACGGAUCAAAAUUUACCACAAGAAGAAAGCGAGUUUUUUGAACUAUUGAGGAUAUAUUUUCCAACUAUUUAUGAUGUCAAGUAUCUUAUGAAAUCGUGUAAAAACCUGAAAGGUGGUCUACAGGAAGUUGCUGAACAACUUGAGUUGCAAAGAGUGGGACCACAACAUCAAGCUGGUUCUGAUUCACUGUUAACUGGAAUGGUAUUUUUUAAAAUGCGAGAGAUGUUUUUUGAGGAUAAUAUCGAUGAUGCUAAAUACUGUGGCCAUUUGUAUGGAUUGGGAACAUCUUUUGUUGUAAAUGGUUCCGGAGGCUAUCUCGACAGUAAUGGAGACAACUCAUCAUCUUCUUAAUAACCAUCAGUAUCAUCAUAUCUAACGGAGAUGAUUCUUUUUUGUGAAUAAUUCUAAUGAAAAGUUAAGAGAUCCAGUUUCAGUGUUGCGUGUAGAUUCUGUACAAUUCAUGAAACAUUCAGUUUUAAAUUUUUUUUAUCAUAUAUAGAUUUCUUUAAUUGAAACAUAAUUAUAACGAAAAGUAAAGAAUUUUAUAGAAAUAUAAAUUCGUCUUGCAAAUUUCAACCGUUUGUACCUUAGCUAAUUGUCUUUACUUACAUUUUGCUCAUCAAGAAGCAAAAGAAUUUUUUUUAAGUUCUCAUUUUUAUGACUUAUGUUGAUAUCUUUUUUUUUUCUUUGACCUCUAACUGAUUUGGAAUUUGCGUGGAUUUAUAUGUUGAGCGUUUUUUUUUGUAAGAAACAGUUGUGAAUAUAUGUCUAAAUUGAACAGUAAUACUUUUUUUUUUCUUUUCUUUUCUCCACAAACAACAUUGCGGAGGUUUUAAAUAGUCUUGUACGCGCACGAACGAUUUGAUUAAUUAUUUUAUUGUUUUUUUUCUUUUUCAAAACUUAAAUACUCUAUCAUUCUCAUGUUUCUCAAACUGUAUGAACAAUAACCAUUUUUUUUCUCUACAUUAUUUGGAAAUUCCGUCACACAAAGAUAUACUUUAAUUUUCAUGCAUAUGAUAAUACACGAUCAAUUGUAAAGGUGUAAUAAAAACAAGAUUUUUGUAUGAAUCUAUAAAUUUAA